Molecule: messenger RNA, 858 nt
Organism: Zingiber officinale
Lineage: Eukaryota; Viridiplantae; Streptophyta; Magnoliopsida; Zingiberales; Zingiberaceae
Product: 60S ribosomal protein L28-1-like
Exons: 4
Coding region: 265-705 (146 amino acids)
Biological process (GO): translation
Cellular component (GO): cytosolic large ribosomal subunit; ribosome
Molecular function (GO): structural constituent of ribosome
Source: RefSeq, a predicted model, not a curated record
AUUUGCUUAUGGCCCUUCAAAUUUGAAUUGAACCAACCCAGUCAAAUACAAAGUUUAGUUGGGGUAUUCCAGUCAUUUCUCUAUGUCAUCCGAAAUGAUUAGAUUUGUAGAUCUACAAGUUGGAGCUCUGGGGCUUUCAGAUGUCUUCAUUCUCUUGCUCUUACACACAACUUUUGCAUCUCCAGAUGCUCACCUGUUUGGUUUUAAUUACAAUUGUUGAUCCUUGAUAUUCGUGUUGCAUUGUCUAGCUAUAUUCCAGUGCAAAUGGCUACUAUCCCUGAACCGCUCAUCUGGGAGAUCGUGAAGAAGAACAAUUCUUUCCUUGUUAAGCAGUAUGGCAGUGGCACUAACAAGGUGGUGUUCAGUAGAGAGCCUAACAAUCUAUGCAACCUCCAUUCCUACAAGCACUCAGGCUUGGCGAACAAGAAGACUGUAACCAUUCUACCAGGAGAGAAGGACCUCAAUGUUGUCCUUGCCACUACCAAGACAAAGAAACAGAACAAGCCUGCAAGCUUGCACAACAGAACAGAACUGAAAAAGGAAUUCUUCAAGAUGGCUAAAAUCGUCAAGAGUCAGAUUACAGAUAAUUACUACAGAUCUGAUCUAACCAAAGCAGCUCUUGCACGCCUGAGUGUGGUUCAUCGCAGCCUUAAGGUUGCCAAGUUUGGUGUAAAAAAGAGACAAGCUGCAAAAGCCAAGAACUAGGUGAACUAGGCCCAGGAAGGUGGCUGAUUGUCAUUUAGGUUUAAGUGAACCAUUUGUAUCCUGAGAAGAUGAGUGCUCAGUAUAGUGUCAAUUUUCAGUGUUUGAUUCUACAUUCUGUAUUUAAUGCAGUAAUGAAUUCCAUACUUUUUUUUA